Globicephala melas (long-finned pilot whale) is the source of this 1483-nucleotide messenger RNA. The record is from RefSeq and is a predicted model, not a curated record. NCBI's taxonomy places the organism in Eukaryota, Metazoa, Chordata, Mammalia, Artiodactyla, Delphinidae.
UUCCGAGGGAGCUGCGCCGUCCUCGGCCCCGCGGGGUCCCACCGCACCCGAGAGGAUGGAGAGCCUCUCCCGACGCCCCAGCAGGGCCCGCGAUCCCACGCUGGCCGGCCCUCGCUAGCUGCUCGAAAUUUGCAUUUUAUCCGCCACCUAGGCCUUGUCUGCUGAGUCAGUGGCAUUGUGGUACCAAAGAAAUGGAAGAAAAGGAGCGAUGUGACCGACUCCGUUCGGUCCUCCUGCCUUGAGGCCUAUUUGGCAUUUGCAGAAAGGAAAAUACAGCAAGAAAAUCGUGUUUUUUUGGAAGGGGUAGAAGAGGAGGGUGGAAGAAGGAAAACAAGGUCUUAGAUUUUAUAUGAUUUUUUUAAACUUCUGCACUUCGACAGUGGUGGCAAAAUACACUAAAUCCAAAAGUUAUCUUUGUUUUGAGAAGAGGGGGAUUAUUGUUCCUUUUGAUUACAACCUUUUCUCCCCGUGACAAAGCAUAAAUCAUGGACAGCAGAAAAUAAGGUAGACCCCAGGAAUCCUGCAAAAACUGAGAAGCUUACAUUCCUCCUCAGGAGGGAAGAGUGGGGUGUUUUUAGCCCUCUCUGGAACCUAAAACGAAAAACAUGAGUUGCGUGCCAUGGAAAGGAGACAAGGCCAAAUCCGAAUCAUUGGAGCUGCCCCAGGCUGCACCCCUACAAAUCUACCAUGAGAAACAGCGUAGGGAGCUUUGUGCUCUGCACGCCCUCAAUAACGUCUUCCAGGACAGCAAUGCCUUCACCCGGGACACGCUGCAAGAGAUUUUCCAGAGGUUGUCUCCAAACACCAUGGUGAUGACCCCCCACAAGAAGAGCAUGCUGGGAAAUGGGAACUACGAUGUGAACGUCAUUAUGGCAGCACUUCAAACCAAAGACUAUGAAGCCGUUUGGUGGGACAAGCUCAAGGAUGUCGGAGCCAUUGCUCUCACUAACGUUAUAGGCUUCAUGAAUCUGCCCUCCAGCCUGUGUUGGGGUCCACUGAAGUUGCCACUCAAAGGGCAGCACUGGAUCUGUGUUCGAGAGGUGGGAGGUGCCUAUUACAACCUCGACUCCAAACUGAAGACUCCCGAAUGGAUGGGACGCAAGGGCGAGCUCAGGAAAUUUCUAAAACAUCUUUUGCGAGGAAAGAACUGUGAACUCCUGCUGGUGGUACCAGAAGAGGUGGAGGCCCAUCAGAGUUGGAGGGCUGAUGUGUAACACAGUUCUACCCAGCCUUCCCUCACCUCAAACCCCGAAAUCCUCUGUGAUGUGCUGUGGCCUCUACAGUGGGUCUGCCCUUGCCAUGUCCCCAAACAUCUCAACGGGUUUUCCCCCUCAGGUCUGACAGUGCAAUAGGACAGACGUGUAGACUGUUACAGAACCAACCAGUGUUACUUGUUCUGGGAAAGGAAAGUGGGAGCUCUGUGUGCUUAGGGCAAGUUAUGGAAGACUUUUGUUUUAUUUAAGAGAGGAGAAAGAAAGGUGGG